CAGUCAGUUAUUUUCCAAACGUGCCGGCGUGCAGAUCAUAAAUAUUCCGAGAAAGCUGCUUAGUGAACACAAAAUAAGUUAAGCACUAAAACAAGGUUGGAGCUUAUUGCUGCAUAAACCACAAUUGCCAUUGAAAAAACAAAAGCUUUUGUUAUUGUUACUGUUCCCAGCAUUAUACCGUUAUUUCCUUUAAUUUUCACCAACGCAUUUUUGAAGCGCUUCUGUACAACAUUGAGAUGUACAAUGUGCGACAAAAACUGCAAAUACAACACAAACAAAACCAGACGGUGCACCAACGGUGGCAAGAGCAACAACAGCAUCAGCAGCUGCACAUGGAUGUUUAAUCUUGUGGCGGUUGCCUUAUUAAUCCAACAUGUCGCCUGUGUUGCAACAGCUAGCGUUCAUGUUACAGGCGAGGCGACAACAUCAACAACACUGGUGUCGUCAAAGGCGCUCACCGAUCCCCUACCAUCCGCAUUUGUACCCACAGCCCUGCUGCUGAGGCGCCAUGGCGAUAACGGUAGCAGUAGCAGCUACAAAAACUCACCCACACAGUCUGAUUCCGGGAGCCGCGCUACGAGCCGUCACCUCAGUGCCAUUGAGUCCAGAGUCGGCGGUGUCAGCAGUAUCGUUGCCGGAGAUGAUGGUGUGGACUUCGCUGCCUAUGUAAAUGAUUUCAAUAUGCAAGCUGAAGCUGCUAUACCCGAGGAUAUUUUGGACCAACAACACAUACAAGAUGUCGAUGCUAUUGAUGCGGACAGUACGCAAUAUGUUGGAGAUGACGAUGAGGAUGUUGAACCCGAAGCUGAUAUUAUACUUGCAGCGCAAAAAUUCAGCACAUCAGAAAGCAGUCGUGAGAAAGUAGAAUAUUACGAGCAUAACAGUAACAAUCGAGACAAUAAAAACAAAGGCAGCAACGAAAAAAGCGCGCAGCUAAGGAAAACUAUAAGAAAGCGAAACAACAAAUUGAAAAACAGUGAUGACAGAAAAUAUAACAGUGACAACACAUCUGUCUACAAUGAUGAUGAUUCCAUAGAUGAAGCGAAUGCGUCGGACAUCACGGCUGAGGAGCCAAUGGCGCUGCCCAGUGUGAGUGAAGCAAGGCAAAGUUUUAUAUUGACGCGACAUCCAAGAGGACAACAAAAUCACAAAUUAAUAGCAGCAGAGGACGCACGGAGUUAUGAAGAGCAGAGCUGGGACGUGAGCGGGCGGCAUCAGCAAUUUAUUGAAAACUUAGUUGCAGAAAAAUUUAAUAAAGCAACGGGACAAACAGUAAACAAUGAUGACAAAGCGAACGACAACAUGCACAGCAGCAGCAACAAUAACAACAAUACGGACAAUACCGGUAUCAAUGGAACUGCUGUUGACGAGCAAAGCGAAAGCAUCAAGAACCCUGCUAUCUAUAGAGGCAACAAUAUGAGUAAACAAGUAAACAAUAAAUCAGAAAUGGGGUACACGGACGAUAAUCAACCGGAGGAAACGGCGAUCGGCGAUAUCGAGGACAAAUUUCGUAAUGAAGAAGACGUUGUAGGGCAGCAACAACAGCAGCACUUGCAAAAGGAACUGGUCGGCCAUCAAACUGCAUCGAUUGUCAAGCAAAACCGAGGCGGGAGGGCAGAAAUGAGGCUAGCACCUAUGAAGGGUAAACAUGUAGAAGAAGAUUAUCGACAAAUUAAAAAAUUCAAGCGAAAUGAAAGAGCCAGUAGCAACAGCUCAAACGACCAUGCUAACAAAAACAACAAGAAUAAAAAUAAUGACAACAACAACGGACACUCUUAUAAACGCCAUCACCACGGCGAACUCUCUCACAUCGAAGGCGAAUAUGAGGCAAACACGUCCACGCAAGUGUCAGACGCAGAGAAAGUUGAAACGUCUGAAAAUCAACCCAAGCAUGUGCAACAAAAACUUCCGCAGCACGUUGAAGUUGCUGACAGCGUUGGCACGGUGGCAGAGCCACAAGCCGAUUACUCAAUAACCUAUUUUGGCAUCUUAACAAACAGCUCGGAGAAGCGCGAAAAGGCAUUCGCUGAAGAACAAGCAGAUGCGGAUGAGCUCGAGAAUACCAACGGUAGCUUGGCCAAGACAGCAGACAUUGUUACAAAAAUUGCUGACAACGAUGAUGCGGCCCAACUUGGUGCUGUUCAUGCAAUACGAAAUCACUUGCAGCUAGAACAACAACAUUCGCUAACGGGUAAAGUGUCCAAUGCUGACGAGCCUUAUGUAGCCUCAGCCUUUGAGCGUUACAAGGCGCAACGUCGGAACAGUCGACGCUAUGGACAUAAAAUGUACAAGAAAAAAUAUAAGGAUUACCUGCGUCAUGCAACGAUAGCCUCCUUGACAGCUAAAGCGAUGACAACAGCAAUUGACGCAGCAACAACAACAGCAACGCCGUACAUGUCGACAGGAUUGGCGCCUAUGGGAAAUGCAUUUGAAAUGAGUGCUAAGCACACACUCAAUUCAACACAGACGAAGUUGAUAAAUGACAACUACACCGAUUACUAUCGGAAACAACAACAAACCAGAGAAAAUGUUGCUAAGGCCAGAGAUCAAAAACAUUCAGAAAUGUUAAGAAAAUAUGCAAGGAAAAUUGAAGUGGAAAAAUCACGUGGAUUACCAGCAUCACCAAUAUUUGUUGUAGGCAAUCAGACUGCUGCUGUGUUGGCUACAAGCGGAGCGAACAGCAAAAGGCGCAUAGGUGGAGACCCAAAUCAUUUUUACGAAGGGCAGGUAAACUAUUACUUAGAGACGGAUGACGACGAGGGCAUGCAGACUAAAGCAGUGUCGAUGAAAAGCUACAAGCCAACAGGCGUCGAAGGGGAGGGCACGAGUAUUGCAGAGAUAAGGCUGUCUAGAGAAGACGAGGAGCGUUUGCGUGCGCACGAACGUAGCAUGGAGCACAUGAUAGCAGCGGACAAUAAUAACUGGUACCGUCGUGUAAGCCCAGUGUUACGUAAUGGUAUUAAAGUUUACAGCAACGAAGAUAAAGUGCAGCGUGAGAGAUCAGCCAGCCACCUUUCGCUUGUGCAGAAGCAACAGAAUCAUCAACACCAGCAGCGACAACACGCCGCAAAACCACAUCAGCAUUAUCACACACAUCAUGGAAAGCAUCAGAACCAACAUCAUCGACAACACGGACAACCAUAUCAGCAUCGACAACAACACCACGACUCACAUCAACAUAGAGGUGGCAGCAGUAAUCAUCACAAGCAUCAUCAAAAUAGUAAACAUUAUCAAUCAAGCGACAGACAGCUCCAGCAACAACAUCGAAAAGAUUCCGAUGAACGAAAACUACUUGAUCCGCCCUCGCCGCACGCCUCAGACACACAGGCCGCAGUGGAGUUGGGCUUGGUGCAGGCACCGAUACCGCCACCCGCAUACACAAAACAACAUCUGAAACAAACUGGGCACGAUAUGGCGGAACAUGAAGCGCGACAACUGGGACAUCAAAUCACAGAAUUAGAGGAGUUGGAGCGUUACUAUGCCAAGUGGCCCCACUUGGCACGUGUACAGUUUCAGUUGUAUGAUGAACAUUUCCGCGAGGACCAUCCUGAACUUUAUCCAGAAGUAAAGGUCGACGCUAGCGGUUUGGCUGAUACCGUAGAAGACUACGAUGAUGAUUAUGAGAGCGCUGCCGAGUUGGAGGAAGCGCAGAAUAGUCAUGAUGAGGACGCAAACUUACCACCCUACAUUAAGAAAUACAACAGACGCAAUAAGCAAUUGCUGAAUUUGCUUGAAGGCACUCUACCGCCACCGACACGCCUUCCACCAACUUUGGGGCGCAGUUGGUCGAGUUCAGUACUGCAGCCGGGUCCUCAUGCAAGCAGUCGAAGCGCAGGUGGAAGCAGUACUGCGGGUAGAAUACGCAUUGAUGACGACUAUCUAAAAGAGAAACGCAAGCGCUAUCAUAAUCGUGAUAUCACCAGCGCUGACAGUAGCAAUAUUGGUGCAAGUAACAAUAAUAACCGCAAUGAAGACCGACAUCACUAUCAAGAUUUAUUUGCACAGCAACGACUGACGCAAAUUACUACUACCCAGACGACAGGGGAAACAACAGGUCUGUUGAUAAAAUCUGAAGCAAUCUCCGUCAACCCAGAUGUAAGCGGCAAGUCAGAUGUAAUCAGCACCUAUAAAACGGCAGCACAAUCAAACAACCAACUGCCAGACGAAGAUGUCAGCAUUUCAACCGACACAGACAUCGACGCUUAUGCUGCCGACGAUGGCGACAUUGACUUUUGGCAAAAGGAAAUCGAAAAUAAAUCGAAUGCAAACGAAUUGGCAGGAAGCGCACAAAUGAGAUGGCAAAUCGAAAAAUUAACAACACCCAACCCCGCGCACGCUGCCACUGUGUCGAGCACGCCAAAAUCAGCAAUUUUUCGUUUGCCCUCAUAUCCGGCCAUCGCUGGCAGUUUUAUCGGAAAGCCGCGCAGUCGUAGCGCGCAAUUUGCACCAAGUGGCGGCAGUCGUGGCAAACUAGCGUUUUUAGCGCCAGCUAGUAGUGAACUUAACAGUAACAGAUGGGGCAAUAUAUAUGGCCUAGGCGGUGGGAAAGUUGCAAGUGCUCCUGGUGACGUUGGAUUCAACGGUCUUGGCUCACGCGGCAGUUACCACAAAUCGUUGUCACGUUUCAGUGCUUACAAACCGAGUGUUUAUAAAACGCUAACCGCUGCAGCAGCAGCCGCUUCAACCACGACGAUGACUCCCAGAGAAAAUGGUGAUGAUGGCAUGAAUGGUGACGACUCGGCAGCCACAACAACUUCUGCGGUUGCGGUAACGCCGAGUGGCUUUGGUAGUGAUGACGCAGAUGGCACAGAUAGCGCAGAAAGGGGUGUUGAUAAUGCCGUUAUGGGACGUACCAUUAGCUCGUUUGUCUACCACCGUGUGAUUGAUGCGUCACCGCGACAAGUGGGUACCGGUAAUACGGGACGCAAGCAACGUUUGCCAUUUGUGGCUAUCACUGAUCGUCGGCUGGAGACCACAAAGAAGGCGCAGCUAGAGCGACAGAAAGAUUUCGAACAAAAUCACUACCCAAUGCCUUAAAUUCACUGCACUUCAAUGACUGCGGCAGCGAAAGAGACGUGGACGGAGACGACCCGGACAAGUAGCACAAACAUUCACACCAGGACCGAAACGCAAACGAUAAUAAAAAUGUUGACCAAGACGACAGUGUAGAUGGAGAUGUAGAAAGUAAAAAGAAGAAAACAAAAAACGAAAUCAGUAAAUAGUAUUAACAGAUGUUUAAGACAGGUGAGGAGUAAGUAAAGCAUACAGUGUUAAUCCAUAUCAGAAUGAACCAAGCGCAGAACUAUUGCACCAACGCUGCAUAAGCUGGCAGCGCAGGGAAAAUGCCACCAAAGCAAACAGCUUGCACAAUUCCACACACACAGUUGCACCAGAGCAUCACAACAAUUUUAUUUUUUACUCAAUCGAUUUAUCUUUCUGUUCUGUCAGUACUAAAUAUACUUGUAUAUAAUAUUUUGUGUCUAAUUUAAACAAUAAUAGUUGUAUGUUAGCUGCUUUGAGAGGACACCAACGCUUUGUAGUAAACACUGACUAACGGCACGUUAUUUUGAUAUCUUAUUUUUUUGCUACACUUCGUGUUUUCCUCGUUUUUUAAUCAUUAUUUCUAACGCUUAACUUUUAAAUUAGACGACAACUACGGCACUAUAAUUCACUUAUAAAUUAUUUGCUAACAUAAAAUAUAUACAUACUUAUUUUACUACAUAUCAAUACUCGUACAUUCUGCGGGUUACCAGCAAUGUUACAUUAAUAUAUGCAAGGAUGCUGCAGGCGAUAUGCGCCAAAAUAAAAUAUUUUUAGGUUAAAUUUGAAUUUAUGUAUCUCAGCCCUGCACGUCAAAUAUUGUCCCGAUCGUUUGACCCGUAUUACUUCUCGCAAAUGUUGCAUAACUUCCUUGUAGUAUUCUUUAUUAAUACCACACCAUUGUAAUCAAAGAAAACAGUGAGGAAAACCUUCCCAUUUGAUCGAACUUGGCGAGCUUUUUCGGUCUUGGUUUAUCUGGCAGCUUCCAUUGGGAUGAUUGGGCUUUUGUUUCGACGUCAACACCAUAUACCCACGUUUCGUCACCACUUCUGACCCGUUUGAGCAAACCCAAAUCAUAGUUGACGUCAUUCAACAACACUUGAGCGAUACUUUCGGAACAGACUUCGCUAUAUGUAACUCUUACACAAGUUUAGUUUUUGGUAGUUUUUCAUGAAAAUAUAUUGCUUCAUUGUGCUAGAACUUCAUCACAAAUGAAAGAGUGACAGUAACGUUUCCACGACAGUCGACUUUAAAUAACCGCAAUAGACCUGUACUUAACAGUAAAGAGCAGUCACCUUGGUACUCAAUAUAGAGGAGAAUCAACUUCUUAUCUCAUGGCCCCAAAGAAUAGGAAAUAUAGUUACUGAGUUCUAGAUCGAAGUACUUUCACAUUGAAUAAAAAAAAAAGAAAUGGCGGUGAACUGUUUACAUACGAUUUUUAAGAAGAACGUCCUUUGGGAUGAAAUACGAAAUUCUUCUCAAACAACGACCUUGCAGUCUAUAUUAAACAUGGAAAAAGUGAUAAUUGAUAUGAUCUUGCAAAAUACAUACCUAUAUGCAAAAAUCAUCGAAAAAAGUUCCAAAUAUUCUACAACCCUCAAUUUUAUUUCUUUAAGAAGAAGAAGACAAAAAUUGUUGACAAUAUUCAAUAUCUGUCAUGAGGGACGGUGUUCAAGUUCUAACAGUGUAGAAUUCCAUAACCUCGAAGCCUGUCUUUCCAUACUUUGUCCUCGGGUUCUCAUCUCGAAAAGGCUGGAGAAAAUUAAUACAAUUAUCGCAUUUAAUUUUUAUACUCUCGCAACCUGUUGCUACAGAGUAUAAUAGUUUUGUUCACCUAACGGUUGUUUGUAUCACCUAAAACUAAUCGAGUUAGAUAUAGGGUUAUAUAUAUAUAAAUGAUCAGGAUGAAGAGACGAGUUGAAAUCCGGGUGACUGUCUGUCCGUCCGUCCGUGCAAGCUCUAACUUGAGUAAAAAUUGAGAUAUCUUUAUGAAACUUGGUAGACAUGUUUUUUGGUGCCGUGAGACGGUUGGUAUUGCAGAUGGGCGUAAUCGGACCACUGCCACGCCCACAAAACGCCAUUAAUCAAAAACAAAUAACUUGCCAUAACUAAGCUCCGCAAUAAGAUACAAGACUGUUAUUUGGUACACAGGAUCACAUUAGGGAGGGGCAUCUGCAGUUAAAACUUUUUUUAAAAAGUGGGCGUGGUCCCGCCUCUAAUAGGUUUAAUGUGCAUAUCUCCUAAACCGCUAAUGCUAUAAUAACAAAAUUCACUAGAAGCAAAUGUUUUUAGCACUUCUAUUUACGGUGUGAAAAUAGUUGAAAUCGGGUGGCAACUCCGCCCACUCCCCAUAUAACGGUACUAUUAAAAACUACUAAAAGCGCGAUAAAUCAAGCACUAAACACGCCAAAAAUAUUAAAUUUUAUCUCUGAGACGGUAUAAAUUGGCUUUAUAGGAACCGCGUUCAAAAUUAGUCAGUGGGCGUGGCACAGCCCAUAUCUUGAGAUCUGCUCAACCGAUUUCAAUCAAAUUCGGUGCAUAACGUUCUUUUCAUGUUUCUAUGUCAUAGUGCGAAAAUGGGCGAAAUCGGACUACAACCACGCUUACUUCCCAUGUAACACCAUUUUCAAUUCCAUCUGAUUCUUUCGCUUUCCACUAUGCAAAUCAGGUAACAAUGAUAUGUGGACCCCAGUGCCUAUAGUUGACCUUCUACCGAAAAUAUUUGACUUUGCGAGAGUAUAAAAUGUUCGGUUACAUCCGAACUUAGCCCUUCCUUACUUGUUUGACAUUAUAUUUAAUCGGCGAUAUUUUCCAAAACUAUUUGGGUAUUGUCAGAUGCCGCUACAACAACAACUUAAAUACUUAUAGCCUUGUGUAUAUAUAUAUUUGAUGUAAAUCCGUGAGUAUGUCAUAAGUGUUUCAUAAUCAGUACUGGAGAUAAACAAACCACAUCGGCUACGCAAGGGCUUAACAAAUGCGAGUGCAUAUUUACCUAUUUGCCAUAAUAGACAACAUCUAUAGUUUAUGUAAGAACAAAUAGGAUGUAUGCAGACGCAUUAGGGUUCACAUGAAUUAUUAACUUUACAAUUUGACAACUAAAUGCAUAAAUAACGGAACAUAUACAAAUACACAUGCGAAAUGACACAUUCAAAAGUGGCUCUUAACAUAUUGCAUCUUACAGAUAAUCACAAUUGAGUACGUUAUUUAUACAGUACUUAUGCAUGCGUGUAUGUAAAUAUAUGCAUGUAAUUAGAAAUAUGUAUUUCUUCUCAAAUGACUGAUUCAAUUCAAACUUUGAAUAUCCCAGUGGUAUCAUAUAUGGUAAGUAACGAUUUCCUUUAUCACAGACUUUCGCAAAGGAAAAUGUAAUGAUUUGACAUCUAGUUAGUAAUUAUAUAUGAUAAGAGGUGAAUUACUUGAAGUAUCGCCUAGAAGAGAAAGCCCAUGAACAAAGUAUGUUCUUCAAAAAACGUUAACACACUAAAUAAUGCUUAGGCUCAAAACACACAGUUUUACAUCUUGGUCUAGGCGGCGUACGCAAUUGAGUUUAAGUGCUAACUUAGUUUUUGUAAGUUAUCCUGCUUCAUAUUUGAAAUAUUUAUUUUUAGAAAUUUCAGAUUUAAUUUGGUUGACAAGGCUUUGAUCAUUUUUUAGAUAUCUAUCAAAACCCAAUUAUAGGGCCACUUUUUAACAUUUUCUGAAGUGUGAUAAGCGCACUGGCCACUGGCACCACUUGUACUUAAUCGGAUGGACAAUCAAAAACAUUCGAGACUUAAUUCAGCUCGUCAUCUUGACUGAUUUUAUAAUCUUAUAUCCCAACUAGAAUAAGAGUCUUGUCUAGUCUACUUUGCGCAACAAAAAUUUCGUAAUUUAAUAUUAUCAACAGACAAGCCUAACACGACCAUUAAUGAUUUCUUGCAAACAUUUGGUAAACAGUUCAAGAGUAAACUGCAUAUACAAGUAAAUAUUAAUUACUCACUUUUGAAGUAGAAAGACUCUUUUAGCUCGGAUAUAUGGCAUGAAGCCGAGGGUAGGUGAGGUUACUAGUGACUCCUCUUAUAAAGUUCUCCUUUAAGCUUAGUAGUCAAUUCGGAAGUUUAAUUUCCUCUCGGCCAAAAUAUAAUCCUUCACAAGCAUAUGUGAUGACUACACACAUACGGCGGCUAUGUUGAUGGAAGGGUCCAGUUCCUCCUUGAAUUUAUUAAAUGGAAUAAAAGAAAGGGGAAUUCAGCACUACAUUCCUAAGAUCUAUUAUAGAAGGGCUUAACUUAAUUUAGCAGUCAGCUACAAAGGAAUGCCUUUGGCGGCUAUUGUGUUAAAACUCAGUCAUAAAUCAUAAACUUUCACAGUCGUUCGAAAGUUUUGAUUGGUUAUAAUAAAAAUGUAAGUUUUAGGCUCGAAAUAUUUUACUUUUCUGUAAAACAGGUUUUAGAUCUCAUGCUUAGUUUGGCAAAAUAUCAGAAGAAAUGUGCAGCAUAUAGAAAAACAGUGCUACCAAUUGCUUGCUUCCAAAUCGAGUUCACAUAAAAAUAUUGAAUAUAAAAGACAAAAACUAUUAAAUUACCUAUGAAGCAACACCAGAAAAUUCUAUAAAUGGCUCAAAAAUUAUGUUAAAGCAAAUUUCGACAGCGCUCUUGUUAUUUAGUCGCUUUCUCAUCAUAUUUUCCCUUCUCUUUAAAUGUCUCACAAAAUCCAAAAUAAAAAUAAAGUUGAGAAGAAAUAAAUUUCCCAUGUGAAACAAGCAGAAAGUUUAGAAAGUUAGCUUUGUACAUGUGUAACAUGAUCCCUUGGCUGAGGUCUUUCUUGUCAUCGUAAACCUUUUAUAAACAAUUAAAGAAGUCAACGAUCUAAUCCACCAGAAACAUGCAAAUGAUUUGACAAUUAGCCUACAUAGAAACUUUCUUACGAGACUCUUUUCUAUUCGCAAGGUGCUUUGACAUUGUUAGUGUAACAUUACCUGUUAGGAGGAGAGGGCUUUACGAAAACAGUUCAUGGAAGCGCGGUGGAAGUUUUAUAUUAGAUGUUGAGCUGAAAUCGAUUAAACAUCAGUGUCAAUAAACUUUAUAAACAGUAAAUUAAUUGCAUUAUCAUAUACUUGCAAAAGUGUUUGCAUUUAAUUACACACUCAUCUAUCCUAGUUAAAAAAACACACAUACGCAAAAAUCAUUUUACUUCAUGUGAAAUAUUGUCUUGGUGUCUGCACAAAGCAAUGGCAACCACGGCAGCAAAAGCAAUAAACCCAAACAACUACAUAAACCACACGUUUACAUAUAUUAAUUGCAUAUUAAAUAUCAAUUAAAGAUUAAAAAUAUUCAUUGCGCACAAAAUAAAAACAUGGAUCAUAGUUUAUCAAUGGUAGCGCAUUGACAACGCAUACCGCAGAACAAACGUUUUUAUUGAAGAAUAUUUUAAAUUUUUUCAAAACGCUGACAGCUGAACUGCGUAAACUGAGGCGUAAGCACAAAAUAAAAUGACAUAAAGCGUCAAAUAUUAUUGCAAAAAUUUUCAUUUUAAAAUAAUACAAAGUUUUAAAGCAAAAUAGUCUGCAAACGAAAUAUAAAUAUAUGAAAAAACAAUAAACAUUUUACAUACGUAGCUAUAUACAUAUAUAUAUUGUUUUCUGCUCAUUAAAGUACCCAAGUGUAGAUAUGCAAGUAGUAAUCUGUACGACACAUCAUGAAUACGUUUUUUGGACAUUUGCGAGAUAGUUGUGUCAUUUGUGCUAUUAGGUGCAUUAUCGAUUGAACCUUUUGCAAAAUUUUUUUCGGUCUAAUUCAGCAAAAAACUUAAAAGCGCGUUUAAUUUAAGUAACAUAUCGACGCAUAAAUAAUUCACAUAUGUAUGUGUGUCCUGCAUACAAAUGAAAAGUGUGUAAAAACUAUAGAAAAACAGAGCAAAAGCCAUUAUGUAAAAUGUAAGCUAUGGCUUUAUGUUCACUUAAGUGCAUUCAUUGUAUGUACGAGUAUGUUAUACAUAUUAAUUAGUCAUUAUAAACUUAUGUUAGCAACUUUUAUGCGCAAAAAAUAUAAUAAAUAUUAAUAAUAAUAAGUGAAA
Messenger RNA from Bactrocera oleae (olive fruit fly), 11094 nucleotides. RefSeq lists its product as uncharacterized. NCBI's taxonomy places the organism in Eukaryota, Metazoa, Arthropoda, Insecta, Diptera, Tephritidae. Gene Ontology annotation, cellular component: plasma membrane. The record is from RefSeq and is a predicted model, not a curated record.